This is a messenger RNA of Neltuma alba, 2786 nucleotides long. Its product is annotated as WEB family protein At5g55860-like. Gene Ontology annotation, cellular component: cytosol. The transcript has 4 exons. Lineage: Eukaryota; Viridiplantae; Streptophyta; Magnoliopsida; Fabales; Fabaceae. The record is from RefSeq and is a predicted model, not a curated record. Bases 574 to 2535 code for a protein of 653 amino acids. Gene Ontology annotation, biological process: chloroplast accumulation movement; chloroplast avoidance movement.
ACAGCUUUCGCAUUUUCAAAGUUCAAACUUUAAACUUCACCCAUCUCUCUCUCGCACUCUCCCUUUCUCCCUCUUGUUCCCUUCCGUAGGCGUUUCAAGAUUUUUACGCCAGAAAAUACGUUGUACGAUUUAAUUCCAAAGAUUUUCAAGUAUCUUGGUACUUUAAGGUGCUGCUUUCGAGGCCUUGAAAAGAGAAUCUUUUUUGUUCUUUUUUUCCCUCGUUCCUCGAAGAAUUUUCGAGGGGUUUUCUUGUUCGGUUUCUCGGUUUCGGUCGGUAUUUGGAGUUUCGAGGGAAAGUGAAGAUCGUUGACGGACGGGCUUUUGGAGUCGCUGGUGAUUGGAGAGGGGAAGUGACUGUUCCCGGUGGCUUUCUGAUUUUGACGUUCAUAGUUUUAGGGUUUAUGAUCGGGUUGUGUUCUUGAGGUUUUCUUUGGAUGUUUGGAAUAAGCUAUUUUCAGGGCGUUUGACGAGCUUGUUUUAUGCCCCGACCGAUUUCAUAUGGUAUCAGUCUCCAUUCUACAAUCUGUCUUUGAUUGAUUGGUUUCGGAGUUUAAUAUUCACAUAGAACACGCUAUGGUAGCAAAAACUCGGCAGAAUGGUACUAACUCUCCAAGUCCAAAACCAGAGGUUGGAGAGAUUGAUACCAGUCCACCUUUUCAGUCUGUUAAGGAUGCAGUCAAUCUAUUCGGUGAAGGAUCUUUAUCUGGGGAAAAACCUGCAAUUAGAAAGGCAAAGGCUUAUUCUGCUGAGAGAGUUUUGGCCAAGGAGACACAACUUCACUUAGCCCAGAAAGAGCUAAACAAAUUAAAGGAGCAGCUGAAGAAUGCUGAAACCACUAAAGCUCAAGCCCUAGUGGAGCUUGAAAAGGCUAAAAUAACCGUUGAUGAUCUGACGGAAAAAUUAAAGGCUCUAAGUGAAUCCAGGGAACUAUCCGUAAAGGCGACUGAAGCUGCUAAAAGUCAGGCGCAACAGCUUAAAGAAGAAAAGUAUGGUGACCCUGAUGGAAAUAAUGGUGCCUGGAAAGAAGAUUUGGAAACUGCAGUUAAGAAGUAUGCAUCCGUUAUCACAGAACUUGAUGCUUCUAAGCAGGAACUGAGGAAGAUUCGUCAGGAGUGUGAUUCAUCCUUGGAAGCAAGACUUUCUGCUUUCAAGCUAGCAUCAGAGGCUGAAGAUUCGAUGAAGGCAAACACAGAAAGAGCAGCUGAGCUCUCUAAAGAAAUUUCCGCUGUGCAGGAAUCAAUUGAGCAAAUGAAGCUUGCUACUGUGCAAGCACAGCAAGACCAAGCUAGGAUAUUGGCCGAGAAAGAUGUGCUGAGACAGUCGUAUAGAGCCACCCUUGAAGAUUCACAAAAGAAAUUGCUUGCUUUGAAAAAGGAAUUCAAUCCUGAGCUCAUAAAAAAUCUUGAGGUGCAGCUGAACGAGACAAUGACUGAAAUUGGGGCUCUGCAAAAAGAAAUGGAAAGUAAGAAGACUUCAGACUUAGAUACCGUGAAAAGUGUCACAUUGGAGCUUGAUGAUGCUAAGGGAUCAUUGCAGAAAGUUGCUGAAGAGGAAAUGUCUCUUAGAAGUUUGGUGGAAGCUCUUAAGGUGGAAUUGGAUAAUGUGAAAAGGGAGCAUUCUGAAUUGAAGGAGAAAGAAUCGGAAACUGAAUCAGUUGUGGGGAAUCUUCACGUCAAACUCCGGAAAAGUAAGUCUGAGCUGGAAGCGUGCAUGGCAGAAGAGUCCAAGGUUAGAGGUGCAUCUGACGAAAUGAUCAUGACACUGAAUCAAUUGUCAUCUGAAACUGAAAAUGCACGGAGGGAAGCUGAAGAUAUGAAGGCUAAGGCUGAAGAAGUGAAGAAGGAAGCUGAACUCACCAAAUUUGCAUUAGAAGAUGCAGAGAAUAAGCUUAGAGUAGCGCUGGAAGAAGCAGAAGCAGCAAAAGCAGCCGAGGCAAGUGCUCUUGAUCAGAUUAGGGUCUUAUCUGAGAGGACUAGUGCAGCGCGUGCAUCAACUUCUGAAUCUGGUGCUAAAAUUACAAUUUCAAAGGAGGAGUUUGAAUCGUUGAGUCGAAAAGUUGAGGAGUCUGAUAAAUUAGCAGAAAUGAAAGUAGCUGCUGCCAUGGCACAGGUUGAAGCUGUGAAGGCCAGUGAACAGGAGGCAAUCCAAAGGUUAGAGGCAACUCAGAAGGAGAUUGACGAUAUGAAGGCGGCUGCACAGGAGGCCUUGAAAAAGGCUGAGAUGGCUGAAGCUGCAAAGAGAGUCGUGGAGAAUGAGCUUCGCAAAUGGCGUGAACGGGAGCAGAAGAAAGCGGCAGAAGCUGCAUCGCGUAUAUUGGCUGAAACACAGAUUUCAUCAGAGUCAUCUCCACUCCAUUAUUCGAUUCAAAAGCAUGUUCAACCUCCAAAAGCUGUGGAGGUGCGCAAGUUGGAGAAAGAAAAGGUUUCGAUUUCAAAGAAGGUACUCUUGCCUAAUAUAUCUGGCAUCUUUCACCGGAAAAAGAACCAGGUUGAGGGCGGAUCUCCAUCUUACCUGCCCGGUGAAAACCCAGUGUGAAAUUUGUUACAGUGUGCGGUUCAUGAAUGUGAGAAGCAUAUGGCUUGUGUGUAGUUGAGACCAAUGUGAACAGAUUGUGGUGGUAGUGUUUGAGGAAAAGAAUUGUGAAAUGUCCAUAGUUUUCUGUAAAGGGACCAAGUAGUAUUGUUUAUAUAUCGGUAUUUUGCUGCUGCUAUUGAUCUUUCAUGCAGGUGGGAGGUCUUUCAAUGGACUCUUUGAUGAUGACUACUAAACUUGUUAAGUUUCAACCA